Hemibagrus wyckioides is the source of this 6282-nucleotide messenger RNA. RefSeq names its product multiple EGF-like-domains 6b (gene megf6b). Gene Ontology annotation, molecular function: calcium ion binding; protein binding; scavenger receptor activity. The record is from RefSeq and is a predicted model, not a curated record. Bases 127 to 5061 code for a protein of 1644 amino acids. NCBI's taxonomy places the organism in Eukaryota, Metazoa, Chordata, Actinopteri, Siluriformes, Bagridae. The transcript is spliced from 39 exons.
UGUGUGUGUGUCAGUAGGUUGUUCUGCCGCUUGUCAGCUUGUUUGAGUCUCCUGCAGUCCUGAAACUUUCCAGCAUGGAGCUGGUUUCUCCUCUCUGUUAGUCGUGUUUUAUUUGUCUCCUUCUCCAUGUCCUACACGAUGACCACACAAGGACCAUACCUUCGUCCACUGGGGAUGGAUCUUACACUAACUCCUUUUCUGAUGCUGUUAAUGUGCGGAAUUCACGCCACAUCGCGUGGAUCAGAUCUGAUGUCUUACAUGCCUAACGUGUGCACGGAGCGUGAGGUGAAGCUGGUGGCUCACAUGCAGCCCUGUGUGCAGGCUUUCACACGGAUGGUCAAAGUGUGGAAACAAGGAUGUGAAGGACAGUCGUGGUGCACGGGCUACGAGCGGAGGACGGUGUAUUACACUGCGUACAGACAGGUCUAUCGUCAGGAAUUUGAGACGGUGCACAAGUGCUGCCCGGGCUGGUCACAGCUCAACGGGGAGGCCGGCUGUCUGUACCCUAUCUGCAGCUAUGGAGUGUGUUUUAACGGAGGCCGGUGUAGAGAAGGAUCCUCGCAGCUCUGUGAUUGCCCGGCUGGCUUCCACGGGCCGAGCUGUCAGUACGACGUGAACGAGUGCGAGGAGACGAAUGGAGGCUGCGAGGCUCUGUGCUGCAACACUAUUGGCAGCUUCUACUGCAAGUGUCCAUCAGGACAGGAACUCAAGGAAGACGGAAAGACCUGCCAAGAUAUCGAUGAGUGCCUCGUCCAUAACGGAGGAUGUCAGCACAAGUGUGUGAACACCCGAGGCUCCUUCCACUGCCAGUGUGACCCUGGGUUUCGCCUGCAUGUAGACAGACGCACCUGCAUAGGCGUUAGCUUGUGUGGUGUGAGUAAUGGAGGUUGUGAACACUAUUGUGUCCAGCAGUCAGCAGCUCAGAUCCAGUGCCGCUGUCGACCCAACUACAGACUGGCCGAGGACGGCAAACACUGCACCUUGGAGAACCUGUGUUCGCUGUGGAACGGUGGCUGUUCUCAGGAGUGCCACAGCGAUGGGGGCAGAACCUUCUGUGACUGUCGUCCAGGCUUCAACCUGACCGAUGAUGGCAAGACCUGCGAAGAUGUUGAUGAGUGCCUUGAUAAUAACGGAGGAUGUCAGCACAAGUGUGUGAACACCCGAGGCUCCUCCCACUGCCAGUGUAACCCUGGGUUUCGCCUGCAUGUAGACAGACGCACCUGCGUAGACAUCGAUGAGUGUCAGACAGGUCAGGCUCAGUGUUCACACGGCUGCCGUAACACCAGAGGCUCCUUCGUUUGCAUGUGUAACGCAGGAUACGAGGUCGGAGCUGAUGGCACGCAAUGUUACCGGAUCGAGAUGGAGAUUGUCAACAGCUGUGAGACUAAUAACGGCGGCUGUUCCCAUCACUGUGAGCACAACUCUAAUGGCCCCGUGUGCAGCUGUAACCAAGGCUACCGGCUCCAUGACGACCUCACGACGUGUAUCGAUGUAGACGAGUGUGUGGACGGCAGCUCAUGCUGCGAGCAGGACUGUAUGAAUUACCCAGGAGGCUACGAGUGCUACUGUACCGCGGGCUACAGGCUGGACUCGGACGGCUGCAGCUGCGACGAUAUAGACGAGUGUCUGGCCGAGAACGGUGGCUGUGAACAUGUGUGUCAGAACAGCGCAGGCUCAUUCAAGUGUUCCUGCUCACCAGGAUAUGGGCUGAACCCGGACCGUCGCUCCUGUAUCAGGCUGGAUGAAACAGUCCUGCACACUGGACAGGUGAAGGAAACCUGGCUGUUAAAUCUGAUCAAGGAUUCAUCACAGUUGGAGCACUAUGACGACUACGAGGAGGAUGAAGGAGAGCUGCGUGCUGAGAGCACUCUGAUGGAGAAAUUCGUCUGUUUGAACGACACGUUCGGCCUCGACUGCACUUUGUCCUGUGAGGACUGUAUAAACGGAGGAGUGUGUAACACACACAGAACUGGCUGUGUCUGUCCUGACAGCUGGACCGGAAUCAUCUGCAACCAGACCUGUCCUGAGGGCUGGUUUGGCAGAAACUGCUCAUCCCAGUGUAAGUGUGAGAACGGAGGUGUGUGUGAUCUGGUGACUGGAAGCUGUCGCUGUCCACCAGGCGUCAGUGGAGAACGCUGUGAGGACGGAUGUCCUAAAGGUCUGUAUGGAAAGCAGUGCAAUAAGAAAUGUAACUGCGCUCAUAACGGACGGUGCCAUCGCACCUAUGGGGCGUGUCUGUGUGACCCGGGACUGUACGGACGCUUCUGCCACCUGCCGUGUCCUAAAUGGGUGUUUGGACCCGGCUGCUCCGAGGAGUGUAAGUGUGUCCAGGAGAACACUCUGGAGUGCCAUCGGAGACACGGCAGCUGCGCCUGCAAGCCCGGAUAUCAUGGUGACAAAUGUGAAAAAGAGUGUGAUGUAGGCUUCUAUGGUCAAGGCUGUAUACAGAAGUGUUCCUGCCCAUCUGGGGCAGCGUGUGACCCUGUGACUGGGGUUUGCCAGCGUCAGUGUCCGGCUGGUAAAAGAGGAGAAAGCUGUGAUGAAGAGUGUGCAGAUGGGAACUUUGGGACCGGCUGCUCGGGGUCAUGUGACUGUUCAGGUGCUCCGUGUGACAAGGUGACCGGCCGGUGCCGAUGUCCUGCAGGGAGGAUGGGCAGCCGCUGUGAGGAAGAGUGUGCUGCAGGUCAGUGGGGUUUGGACUGUAAGGAGACGUGUCCAGUGUGUGAGAACGGAGGAGUGUGUGAGAAACACAGCGGCUCAUGCGUUUGUCCACCCGGGUAUCUGGGCAGACUCUGUCAGAGCUCGUGUCCAGCUGGUCGUUUUGGUCAGAGCUGCCAGAUGAAGUGUGUGUGUGAGAACAGCGGGCGAUGUCACCCAGUGACCGGACGCUGCUCCUGUCCUGCAGGCUGGAUCGGUCCCAACUGCCAGAAAGCCUGUGAUGCUGGACACUGGGGCCUGGACUGUGUGAGUGUGUGUGACUGCAGGAACGGCGACGGCAGCUGUGAUGCAGUAACAGGACAGUGUACCUGUGAAGCUGGGUUUACUGGAGCGCGGUGUGACCUCAAAUGCCCUGCUGGGAUUUUUGGCCUGGGCUGUCGGCAGCGCUGCCAGUGUGAGAACGAGGCGUCAUGUGACCACGUCAGUGGGGCGUGUACCUGUAAGGUGGGCUGGACCGGAACGUUCUGUGAGAAACCAUGUCCUCAGGGUUAUUAUGGACUGGACUGUCAGCACAAGUGUGUGUGUCUGAAUGGUGGAAGUUGUGAUCACCUCAGAGGGAAAUGUGUGUGUCCUGCAGGCUGGACUGGUCCGAACUGUAACCAGACGUGUCCGGCUGGGUUUUAUGGUGAAGGCUGUUCUCAGACCUGCACUUGUCAGAACACUGAGAGAUGCCACGCGGUCACCGGUCAGUGUGUGUGUACGGCAGGGUGGACAGGACUGAACUGCUCACAGAAAUGCCCGGCGGGUUUGUUCGGGUCAGGCUGCAGUCAGAGGUGCUUGUGCCAGAACGGCGGGACAUGUGACCACAUCGACGGACACUGUUCCUGUCCCAGCGGCUGGACGGGCACGGCGUGUGAGCAAGAGUGUGUCUCGGGUCGUUUUGGGCCGGACUGCCAGCAGGAGUGUGAGUGUGAGAAUGGAGGGCAGUGUGACCGGCAGACUGGACGGUGUGUGUGUGGAGCAGGAUGGAUCGGACAGCGCUGUGAGAAAGCGUGUGUGUCAGGCCGCUUCGGCGUGGGCUGUGAGGAACAGUGUGAGUGUGAACAUGGAGCUUCUUGUCAUCAUGUCAGUGGAAGAUGUGUGUGUCCAGCAGGCUGGAGAGGAGCUCAGUGUGACAAAGCCUGCCUGCCUGGAACGUUUGGAGUGAACUGCUCCCAGCUGUGCACAUGUCCACACGGCACUUCCUGUCACCACGUCAGCGGAGACUGCGGCUGUCCGCCAGGUUACACAGGAAACGGCUGUGAGCAGACGUGUCUGCCCGGUACCUACGGCCUGGACUGUAAUCAGGUGUGUCAGUGCUCAGAGAGGAACCAGCUGUGCCACCCGGUGUCGGGGCGGUGCUACUGUGCUCCGGGGUUCACAGGAGACAGAUGUGACCAGGAGUGUGAGAGCGGGCACUACGGUCCAGACUGUGAGCGAGAGUGUCAGUGUGUGAAUGGUGGGGUGUGUCAGGCCACCACGGGAGCAUGCCAGUGUCCACCUGGGUUUAUAGGAGCUCAGUGUAACAUCACAUGUCCGGCCGGCCGCUACGGGCAGGACUGUGCACACGUUGCCCUCUGCAGGGACGGGGCGAGGAAUGACCCGGUCACAGGGCGGUGUGUGUGUGCUCCCGGGCGCAGAGGAGAGGACUGUGGACAAGGCUGUGCUUCAGACCGGUAUGGUGUAGACUGUUCUCAGCAUUGUAACUGCAGUAAUGGAGGCGUGUGUGACUCCGUCUCUGGGAACUGUACGUGUGGACUCGGCUUCACUGGGCUGCACUGUGAGAGAGAGUGCCCUGAGGGAUGGUAUGGUCCAAACUGUGUGUUGGAAUGUGAGUGUCAGCACAACGGCACAUGCGACAGGGUGACAGGGACAUGUCUCUGUGGACCAGGAUACUAUGGUCAACUGUGUGAGCAUGCUUGUCCAGAGGGUCUGUAUGGACCUCGGUGCCAGCAGCACUGCAAGUGUGUCAAUGGAGCUCUGUGUCAUCCCAGCAAUGGACAUUGCAUCUGUCCUGCUGGAUACUGGGGGUCACACUGCCAGAAAGAGUGUGAGCCGGGUACGUACGGUCUGAACUGCUCUAAACUCUGCGACUGCGCAGACGACACCAAGUGUGACCCUGUGAGUGGAGCGUGUGUGUGCGCGCCGGGGAAAACCGGACUCAGGUGUGACUCAGACUGUCGAGUGAACCGCUAUGGCCCAGACUGCUCAUUAAGCUGCGAGUGUGAGAAUGGAGCGCAGUGUGAGAGCCGUACCGGUCGCUGCGUGUGUGUGAAAGGCUGGAUCGGUUCCACAUGUACAGAAGAUGGACCUCCACCGCUGAGUAGAAGAGAGGAGCUGUCGCAUCUGAACAACUCCUUAUAGCAUGAAAGAGUGAAGAAGGGAGAGAAUGAAGUGCACAUGUGGAGGGAAGAGAAGAGAGGAGAGGAUCUGUUCUUCUUCUGGAGCUCCACUCACCUGCUUCAAGCCCUGCAUGAAGAGGACGGUGAGGGAACACACUCAUCACACUCGGAGGAGUGCAAAAGGCAUUCAAGCAUGUGUGUGUUCUGUAAGCUGCACUGAACACACACACACACACACACGGCCUCUCUCAUUUGGGACAGAGAAACACUCAUGCCACUUAUCAUAUCAAUAAAGAGACUAUAAAACUAGGGCUGACUGUAUAUGAGCAACACACACACACAGCACUUUAACCCACAUUUGUGUUUGUGUUCAGUGUUUCAGAAAGAGUUCUGUUGUAAGAUCAGCAACUUCCUGUAAACCCCGACCCCCCCACCCAGAUAGCUGAUCUCUGUUUCAGGACACUUGUAUUCGUGAGCUCUAUGCGAUUCACCAUCAGGAUUUGUUUAGAGUUUGAAAUUUGAAUUUUCUUCUCCAGAUUUUUGUACUGAUGCUACGAGGUUAAUGAAGCUAACAGAUAAAAAAAAGCUACCAGUUUAGAAGCUAGACUCCUCCCACUGUCUCAUCUAUUAAAAACAAACCUAGAGAGGAAAAAUGGCCAGCUCCAUCACUUUUCUGUACUGGAGGAAGGCACUGAUUCCACCAUCCACUCAAGUGAGACAUUAACUUUAAUCUGACCAGGUGAAGUGUUUCCCAGACCACCACCACACACACACACACACUCUCUUACUUGUCAGCAUCAUUAGCCUCAUUAGCAGCUCCUGCAGUGUUCCUCCAGCAAUCUAUGAUCUAUAGAUAAACAGAUAAUGCAAUCAAUCAGCAAACACUACAUAACUGUUAGACCACUGAAACUCUUAAACAUGGAAGAGGAGAAGUCUGGAUAAAAAGAAGAGUGACCUUUCGCCGCUUCUUUAUGGUGUUCAUGGUGCUACAGUCUCGUUAGAACGAAACGUUUUUGUUUUAAUUUGCUCGUCUUGAAUUUAUAAUCAGCAGUGGAUGUGCUUAUAAUAAUAAUUAUUAAUGCAGUGAUCUUAUAUAAGGUCUGAGCUCAAAGUUUUAUUGUGUUUUCCAUCAGUUUUUGUUCUAUAUAAAGGCAUCUGAUGUAUUUAUGUAUGAUGGACAUGUACAUUUUUUUUUAAAGAAUGCUGUACUGAUGUAAAUAAAAGAACAGGAUCGUACAAACCA